UGGACCCUACAGCAUUACCUCAUGGGAUGGAAGUCAUUAUGGGAAAUAUAUCAGCUCUGAAUAUGCGGCUAACCUUUGUUGGUGUUGUUUAUAGGUGUGUCCUCUGCCACCUCUUCUCACACACUGUGCUUAUGCAAAGUAAUCCCACUUUUCUCUUUCCAACUUUUUUGUACAUUAGGAUGAAUUGGAAUUUUCUAGGCCCACCAUGUAUUAAAGGAUAAAGACUAAAUCCCAGGUGGGAGAGGUGGUUUUAUAGGCUUAAUAAAAUCAAGACGACAGGUCCACUGUCAUUUGACUUUAAUGGGUCAAAGAAAACGUACAAAUGAAAAUCAUUUGUAAUCACACUAACUUUUUUAAUUAAUUUAGUAUAAUGAAUUUACUAUUCAUUUCUUGUGACUUUAAAUAAAUGUCAUUGUCAGUUACAGUAAUGUAAAGUAAUAGAAAAUGUCUUUUAAUAGCUUAAUUAUUCUUCUUGAACACUUAUACCAUCAAAAGUGGUGCGAAAAAAAUCAUCUCAUGUCCCAUAGACGCAAGUAAAUAAUAAUUCUCCUUGAGUGUUUUUAAAGACUUUCAAGUCUUUCCCGUUGAUUAGUUACCGGUGUAGAGAUACUCAUUAAAGUGUCUUAAAAUAGCCUGAUAUCUUACCAGGAGCGAAUUAUGAUGAUUUACUUUGUUUGGAUCCCCUGGAAAAGUAAAUUACAAGGAGUCCAUUAUUCUGGGCUACUGACAUUGUUCAUUAUAUCUUGUGUCGUAUGUAUAUGGGCAUCAUUAGUGCAGUGACAAGCAAGUAAUGAAAAUAGUGAGAUUAAGAGUCUAGUUUAUCCUAUAGACAAAAUACCUUACUAUAUGUAAACAGAAUUGGGCCCAUAUCUAAAACCCAUCAGAAUCGGAUUAGUUUGACAACGUCACCAUAAUAUAUGCAUGGGCUGCAAGUUUAAGUCUAUUAUUUAUUUAUUUAAAUUGGUUUUCUAUAAUGAAAUCCAUUGUGUCUUUGCAUCCAAUACUCUUCAUUCGACACAUGAGAGGGGAGGGCCAGAGGAGCAGCAGACCUUUGUGACGUGACAGUCAAUUAUUUACGAGUAAGCGUGGUUUUCUUGCAGGUAUCAUAUUGCAAAACAAUGUUUGUCUACAAAAGACAGCAUUCGGCUUAGAAAGGUCUGGGAUGUUUAUGUUAUUCUGAUUAAGUCAACCAAUACUGUUGUUGCAUUAUGGUAUUUCAAGUUAUAGCUUGCAUAAUACAAUGUGACCUUUUUUAAGGCUAUGCAAAUACUGCUCCUGGUAAAUGCAAAACACUCUAUCAUCUAUUAAAGCCCGGCUAAUCAUAGACACUGUUGUCCUGUGUUCAUGGGAAAGAACUUUGAUCUGUAGCAUGUAUUGUGCAAACAUCAGCAUCCUGUUCAAGCAGACUCAUGACUGUAAUUUGUGUAGUGUAUCAACUUACUCCACCUUUAAGUAAAUUAUUUGUUCUUAUGAUUAUGUUUACAAUAGCAUGAGUAUUUCUGUUCUCAUAGUCUUAUUAACAUACUACCUACACUAACAUAAGCUGACCUAGACACAUACAAACACAUGCAGUCAUCACUCCAUCUAGUGUCAUUUGCAUGUUUUGUUUUUUGUGGUGUUGCUUUCUCUUCCCUGGAACAGUGUUAUCUUAUUAGUGAGAAUGUUAAUAAAAAAGUCACGGAAAUACAAGUUUUUUCAUUGUUAUAUCAUCUUCAAAUUGCUAAUAAACUGUUCCUAGAGCGGUGCUAAACUCUGAAAACAUCAUACUAGUGCUUUAAAGAUUUUAAAGCAGUCACCUGCACCAGGUGGAAUGAUACUUGUCCCCACCCUUAGAGAACACAGGAUGCAAAUCCUCGGAUAUCAGGUUCUGAGUCACCCUGUGUGAAGAGAGAGACACCUGACAGUUCGCUGCUGCUCUCAGCGACUGACUGCAAGCUUUAUUGGCUGGGAAAGCAAUCCAAAUUAAACCCAAUGUCCAGUCGACUACCACGGAUUUCAGUUCAGACAUGUCAGUAGUAGAAUUGUUUGGAGUCCAAAUUGACAUGCAGCUCCUGGGCAAGCUGACUUUGUCUGGUGCUGCCAUACUAUUCGUCUCAUUUGUUUUUGGAUUCUACCACAUCAGGGCACGAAACAAACGUCAAGGACAAAAGGGCACAAAGAAAAUCCAGGAAAGAAACAGCAAAUUCAGUAAUGGGCAAGAACCACAAAGUAAAGCCGCAACAGAGGAGUCUUUAGUAAAGCCUUUAGAGGAAAACCUUGGAUAUGGCAAUGGUGUGGUUGAAUGUGUCCGUGCUACGGACCUGGGCAGCUGUGCAAAGGAUAAUAUAUCCUCAGAAGAGCCUUCAUACGAAAGACUUAAAAAUGCCAAUGGUGCAGUUGAAAAAAGCAUGCCUGGAACUACAGACUUGGACAGUUUUGGAAAGGACAAAGCUAACAUAACGGAGGAUGUAGGUACAGAAGUGGUUCAAGUAAGGAAUAGGGGGAAUCUGAGAUUGACCUUACAACCCCCUGACGAAACUAAGAAAGGUCCAGAAAGUCCAAGCGGUCGACGAUCCCCGUGCCUGUUAAAGAAGCUUGAUGGUGGUGCUGGUGUUGGCAGGGAACUGAGACAAGACCUUGGCCAUGAGGGUAUGUACUCCACUUUUCAGUCAAAGGCAGAAAUCAAAGUAGAAAACGCUGACCUUAUCCUUGACGGGCCGGGUAACAAAUCGGGAGUCUAUAGCAAAAUCUACGAUUACUACAUAGAGUCCUCCUCUCAUUGUGUUGCCGAUUUGAGCCCCAGUCAGUCCAGGUGUAUCAGUCCAGCAUUUGAUCAAUUGGAAAAGAGCCCUUUGUUUAAAUCGAAUUCACUGGACUUUCCAAAAUUCAAAGAACGUUCUCGAACACCAAGUCCACAACCUUCCAGUUUUAUCAUGAGAGAUCUUGGUCUCACUCCACGAUUUUCUAACGAGCCUCUGCCUGUCUUCAAACCAGACCGUGGUAGAUCCAGCAGGCAAGCAGUCAUCCGUCAAGACAGCUAUCUUUCUGCUGCUGACUCUGAGCUACCGAUGCCCUUCCCCACACAAACGCAUCGUAGUCGUUCUCCUGCCCAACUAAACAACACCACUUUAAAGUCACAAGACUCUGAUGAAACAAACACGGAUGAACCCGAGGAACCACAGGUAGAGACUGUGGCUGGGGCAAAAUUCCUACACCUUCCCGAAAACAUGGGGAACGCAGAACUUGAGAGUUUAGCGGGAAAGCUUGAUUUAGGCAACUGCUUGGAGGCUUUAGCACUUGCUAAAAAACAUGGUCAUGCUGCCCUUCAGCAAGCUGCUCUCCGUGUCAUGUCUGACAAUUACCUCCAGGUCCUCAGAGAACCAGCUCUCUUCGGGAGGCUGAAAGCAGGGGAACGUGACGAGAUCCAAACGCAGCGCAUGAAAGGAAGAAAGUGGUUAGUGGUUGCAGAUAUGGACUCUGUAGAUUGGAUACGUCCAACACAGUCUACAGUUUCAGAGUCUGAAUCAGUUAAGACAUCUUGUGGAAUGUAUUACUACGAUGACUAUAAGGACACAUGGCACCCUUAUUGCCAAAUUCCCCAGGAAGUGUUAUCUAAAGGUUGUGCAAUGUGUACCAUGGAUAACUAUCUGUUUGUCGCUGUGGGUUUCCAAGGCCCAGACCGUCCCUCAAAGAAGGUGUACAGUUACAAUCCAAUUACUUCAAUUUGGAGUGAAAUAAGCCCCAUGAACGAGGCAAGGCCUCACUGCAAACUCGUCGCUCUGCAGGGUUAUCUUUAUGCCAUUGGUGGAGAAUGCCUCUCAACGGUUGAACGUUAUGACCCCAGGACCAACAGGUGGACUUUUGUUGCACCACUCCCAAAUGACACUUUCGCCGUAGCUCACCGGGCCACAGCUUGCGAUGGCGAACUGUUUGUUACUGGAGGCAUAUUGAGAUACACUCUCUUGAGAUACAAUCCUAAGACCGACACAUGGCGAGAGACCACGAUUGCAGGCAGUAAAGACAGGACUGCGGAAAUGGUGGCGGUGAGAAACUUCCUGUACCGCUUUGACGUCAGCGCUCUUGGCAUCAAUGUGUAUCGCUACCACGCUGCGGCUCGUAUAUGGUACGAAUGCUCUACGAUACGCCUCUCCAACUGCACUGCCUUUCAGUGUGUGACCAUGGACAAUAUUAUCUACUGCGUGAGCAGACAAUUCACCUUGCGGUUUCUCGCAGACGAGAUAUCUCCAAGCUUUGUGGCACAGGAUUUGAAAGUGCUCUCACCAGUUAAAGGCUAUUUGUUUCCUAUUGUCCUUGUGCUGCCCGACAACACCACUCCACAGACCCGUGUUUAAGCAAGGUCAAGUAUGGAGCAGCUUGGUAAUUACAGUUUUUUUAUUUUUUUAUGUUCAGGACCAUAUUAAGUGCAUGUUUGUGAAAUGUACGGUGUCUUAAUUAGCAGCAAAUGAGAUGAAAUAUCAAGGCUAUUACAUCCAUUUGUCGUACAGCUAGAUCACAAUUACGCAGCACUUACCGAUAAAUAAAUCUACUGUCUCAGUGAAAGCCAUUUGUUUGUUUGGGCCCUCCAUCCAAUCUGAUGUCAACCUUUACAUCUUGGAAACGUUUUGCACAAGUGCUUAAAACGUUUCACUGAACAUACUGCUUUAAAACACUCUUUGGAAAAUGUUUUCCAUUCAAUACUGUAUGUACAAUAAAGCAUGACGCAAAUGCAUAGCAAGCAUCAUAGACAACAUGAAUGGUUGCCAUUGCAACAAUUUAUGUAAGCUAGCUAUUAUUCAUAACAUUUUCUUUGCAUAUUUGAAGUUAUAUUACUUAGCAUAGUACUUACCAUAGACAGAUGGGGUCAGAAAGUGUAAUGUAAAUCUUUUUAUUGUGUCUAUAUAUUUUUCUGCCAUUUUCAUAAAUCAUGUAAUCGUAUCAGAAAAUGGGAUCUUUUUGAUCAAUGGUUUUAUUCAUAAAGCAUCUCUGAUUUCUCUAAAUCAACACUGUGCUUCUUCUAAUGGAUCUUUCCAUAGACUUUUUUACAUCGCAGAAGCACUUUAGGGAACGCAGAGGUAAAUAUAGAGUAAACUAAUGACUUAAUGGGUAAGGAUAGAACUUAAUAUUUCGUCUCUUCAUCUCUGUCUCUAUCUUCUGAAGAAAUGGGAAUAAAAAUCACUUUAUCAAUUAUAACCGAGUCUUGGUUCUUGUGUUAGACUUAAAUAAGUAAAAAGUUAUUACAAAAUGUGCAGUUGCAGCAAGAGGCGUUUGUGUGACCA
Messenger RNA from Misgurnus anguillicaudatus (oriental weatherfish), 5255 nucleotides. It is a transcript of the gene klhdc7a, whose product is annotated as kelch domain containing 7A. Gene Ontology annotation, molecular function: protein binding. The record is from RefSeq and is a predicted model, not a curated record. NCBI's taxonomy places the organism in Eukaryota, Metazoa, Chordata, Actinopteri, Cypriniformes, Cobitidae.